Messenger RNA from Dreissena polymorpha, 5297 nucleotides. RefSeq names its product deleted in malignant brain tumors 1 protein-like. The coding region runs from base 98 to 3430 and encodes 1110 amino acids. The transcript has 24 exons. The record is from RefSeq and is a predicted model, not a curated record. Lineage: Eukaryota; Metazoa; Mollusca; Bivalvia; Myida; Dreissenidae. Gene Ontology annotation, cellular component: membrane.
UAUUUUCCGUUUUUGACGGCUUUCUCAGUAUAUAAUUUAAAUACUAUUUAUUACCAUUUAUUAAUGUGUGUGGGUGUGUCGAUGGAAAACGCUGCAGAUGACGGUGACAUUAUUUGGAGUUUUGAGUAGUGUCAUAGUACUGACACAUAUCGCUGAUGGCUUGAAUAUUCGACUAGUAAAUGGAUCAAGACCAAGCGAGGGGCGUCUCGAGGUUUUCUACAAUAACGCAUGGGGAACAGUCUGUGAUGAAGACUUCGAUACUUCAGCAGCAAGAGUUGUUUGUCGCAUGCUCGAAUUCAACGGAAACUUGACCACAGCCGCAGCCAAGAAUGGGGCCACUUAUGGACAGGGUACCGGUCAAAUAUUGCUGGAUGAUGUGAGGUGCAACGGUACCGAGUCGAGUUUGUCCUACUGCCGGGCCAACUGGGGAACGCACAACUGUGUUCAUAGCGAAGAUGCCGGAGUUGAUUGUGUUGAAGGCUUCAAUAUUCGACUGGUAAAUGGAUCCAGGCCUAGCCGGGGGCGUCUCGAAGUCUUCUACAACAAUACCUGGGGUACAGUCUGUGAUGACGGCUUCAACAGUUCGGCGGCAAUAGUUGCCUGUCGCAUGCUGGGAUUCACCGGGAACGUGCUCGAAACCGUAUUAUUGAGUUCGGCCACGUAUGUACAAGGUACCGGUCAGAUAUGGCUGGAUGACGUGAAGUGCAACGGUACCGAGUCGAGUUUGUUCAACUGCCAGGCCAACAGCUGGGGCGUGGAAGACUGUGGUCUUAGCGAAGAUGUCGGAGUUGACUGUAACUUUAGCCUGAAUAUUCGACUAGUAAAUGGAUCCAGACCAAGCGAGGGGCGUCUCGAGGUUUUCUACAAUAACGCAUGGGGAACAGUCUGUGAUGACGGCUUCGAUACUUCAGCAGCAAAAGUUGUUUGUCGCAUGCUUGGAUUCACCGGGAACGUGUUCGCACCCGCAGCCUUGAAUUCGACCACAUAUGGACAGGGUGCCGGUCAGAUAUGGCUGGAUGACGUGAAGUGCAACGGUACCGAGUCGAGUUUGUCCCUCUGCCGGACUACAAACUGGGGCGAGCACAACUGUGGUCAUAGCGAUGAUGUCGGAGUAGAUUGCAAUUCCACUUCCGGCUUCAAUAUUCGUCUGGUAAAUGGAUCCAGGCCUAGCCAGGGGCGUCUCGAAGUAUUUUACAACAACAUAUGGGGUACAGUCUGCGAUGACGGCUUCAACAGUUCGGCGGCAAUAGUUGUCUGUCGCAUGCUGGGAUUCACCGGAAACGUGUUCGCACCCGCAGCCUUGAAUUCGACCACAUAUGGACAGGGUGCCGGUCAGAUAUGGCUGGAUGACGUGAAGUGCAACGGUACCGAGUCGAGUUUGUCCCUCUGCCGGACUACAAACUGGGGCGAGCACAACUGUGGUCAUAGCGAUGAUGUCGGAGUAGAUUGCAAUUCCACUUCCGGCUUCAAUAUUCGUCUGGUAAAUGGAUCCAGGCCUAGCCAGGGGCGUCUCGAAGUAUUUUACAACAACAUAUGGGGUACAGUCUGCGAUCACGGCUUCAACAAUUCGACAGCAAUAGUUGUCUGUCGCAUGCUGGGAUUCUCCGGGAACGGGUUCGCACCCGCAGCCUUGAAUUCGACCACAUAUGGACAGGGUACCGGUCAGAUAUGGCUGGAUGACCUGAAGUGCAACGGUACCGAGUCGAGUUUGUCCUACUGCCGGACUAAAAACUGGGGCGAGCACAACUGUGGUCAUAGCGAAGAUGUCGGAGUAGAUUGCAACUGCCCACUUGGAAGCUACAGCGUUAGCUGUUCCAAGCAAUGCCAUUGCCGUUUGGGCCCAUGUGACGGUGUUACUGGUACAUGUGAAAAUGGUGGCUGUAAAGUCGGGUGGACAGGAAUAGCGUGUAAUGAAACCACCAGUAUUCGUCUGAUAAAUGGAUACAGGCCUAGCCAGGGACGUCUCGAGGUCUUCUACAACAACACCUGGGGUACAGUCUGCGAUGACGGCUUCAACAGUUCGGCGGCAAUAGUUGUCUGUCGCAUGCUGGGAUUCUCCGGGAACGGGUUCGCACCCGCAGCCUUGAAUUCGACCACAUAUGGGCAGGGUACUGGCCCUAUAUGGCUGGAUGACGUGAGGUGCAACGGUACCGAGUCGAGUUUGUCCUACUGCCGGACUACACACUGGGGCGAGCACAACUGUGGUCAUGGCAAAGAUGUCGGAGUAGAUUGCAACUGCCCGCAAGGAACUUACAGCGAAAACUGUUCCAAGCAAUGCAAUUGCCUUGUAGGCCCAUGCGACAGUGUUACGGGUGCAUGUGGAAAUAGUAUCUGUAAAGACGGAUGGAAAGGAGCAGCGUGUAAUGAAAACUGCCCCCUUGGAAGUUACAGCGUAAACUGUUCCAAAGAAUGCCAUUGCCGUGUUAACCCAUGCGACAGUGUAACAGGUGCAUGUGCAAAUGGGUGUUGUAAAGACGGAUGGAAAGGAAUAGCGUGUAAUGAAAACUGCCCACUCGGAAAUUACAGCGUUAACUGUUCCAAGCAAUGCCAUUGCCGUUUGGGCCCAUGUGACGGUGUUACUGGUGCAUGUGGAAAUGGUGGCUGUAAAGACGGAUGGACGGGAAAAGCGUGCAGUGAAAAGUGUGGCGGUGUCCUGACUGAUCCGAUUGGGGUCAUCACGAGCCCCAACUUCCCGAACGAUUACAACAACAAUACGCGAUGUACCUGGAUCAUAAAAGCACCAGAAGGCAGCCAGAUCAAUUUGAACUUUACAGACUUUGUAAUGGAGUCCCACGAGCAGUGCAGACUUGACCACCUGGAGCUCUUCAACGGACCUAACGCCUUCUCUCUGUGGAUUGGAAAGUACUGUGGGACAGAACCUCCUGUAGGAUUUAAAUCGCAAUCAAACUCUGUCUGUAUUUUCUUUUUCACAGACUCAGUCAGUAGUUCACGGGGUUUCAAUCUGACGUAUACAUUCUCCGUUCAAGACUGCCCACUUGGAAGUUACAGUGAAAACUGUUCACAGCAAUGUCGUUGCCUUGUGGGCCCAUGCGACAGUGUUACGGGUGCAUGUGGAAAUGGGGUCUGUGAAGACGGAUGGAAAGGAAUAGCGUGUAAUGAAACCAAGGAAGAUACAAUGCCAUUGGAGACAAUUGUGUGGACUGCAGUGUCUUCGGUUAUUGGUGUGGUGAUGAUAGUUGGCGUCACAGUCAUUGCUUGUGUGUGCCACGAAAGGAAAAAAAAAAAGAUGGCUCCAAACGCCGUUGAACUGAAUGAACUACAAUCAUCAAAUAGUCCCCAAGGCUUGCCAGACGACAACAUGUACGACGCUAUCGGUCCGUGUGAAGAACUGGUAAAUGACGAACGCAAGUACGACGGUCAAGGGCAGACAAAAUACUCAGACGGAGUUCUUUACGAAAAUGACUAUUAGCGAUAAAUAUAAAGAAUACGCCAACAAAGAGUAGUGAUUUGUAAUGAAAUAGGAGAGUUAAGACCAAAAAUCAUUUUUUAAUAGCUUGAAUUCCGCGAGUGAUGAUUGUUUAAUUCCUCAACACCAACUCACAUGUUAGUUUUAUAAUUACCUCCUUCAUUUAUAGAAAAAAACGUGCAUGAAAUAAACUGUUUUCUUUGAGCUUUUCUGGAAUGAAGUUGUAACGCACACAAGAAGGACGUUAUUAUAUUACAUGCCGUCAAUUGGUGUUUAUGGUGUACGUUAUUUUCUAUAUUUCCUGGAAUAUAGCUAUGUUCGCACAUAUAUUUUGUAUGGAGAAUAUAUCGAAAACUAAAAAAGAUAUACAUUCGAAACUUUAAAGAUAUAUUUAACUCAUCGACUGAAUGAGAAGUUUAUCAUAAAUCGUGCUUCCUUAUUUGUAAAGUAUUUCGCCUUGAUCAUUGGCAAUUGACAAUGUUUGAUGUAUCAUAGUUUUGCAUUUCUUUUGUUAUUCUCUGUGCCUUAAAUACUUUGAAGAUACUCAGUUUAGGUUCUCUUUAAGCUAUAUAUGUUAUCUUAUAUAAAGCAAUAUAUUUAUUGUCUGCUUCCAACCUUUUUUUCUGCCAUAAUAACAAGUAAGUGUUUAGGCAUGUUAUAGAUUAUAGAUUGACUUGUUGAUGAACAUCCUUUUUCAAAUGCGAUUGUAGUACACUAAUGAAGCAAACAUGUCUCGAAAAAUGUGUUCAAAUUAUUCUUCUGAUUAAGAUUUGUAUUUCUUGGAAUAUGAAUAUUUGUUUCGCCGUAUAGAAUAUCAUUAAAAUCAUCUUCAGCCUAUAUCUUAUUAUUUGCAUAUUGUUUGUUGAGUAUUGUUAAGCAAACAUGUCUCGAAAAAUGUGUUCAAAUUAUUCUUCUGAUUAAGAUUUGUAUUUCUUGGAAUAUGAAUAUUUGUUUCGCCGUAUAGAAUAUCAUUAAAAUCAUCUUCAGCCUAUAUCUUAUUAUUUGCAUAUUGUUUGUUGAGUAUCAUUACUAAUGUUUUGUGUUGUUAUUUUCAAGCAAAAUUUCAGAUUCUUAAUCACCAUGAAAAAAUAUAAAGCAUGCAUGUUUUGCUUCGAACAUUUAAUAAUGUUUUUUAAUCGGAUGUAUGUUUUCUGAAACAUAAUGAAAAUAGAUUUAAGUGAACAUCACCAUAACGUGAACCGUGAAAGUGUGAUUUUUUAAAACUCAAUUUGAAUAUAUUAGCUAAUGUGGCAAGAUAAACGUUUCAAUAACAUACAUUAAAAGUAAUACUUUUGCCGAAUAGAUGAUUAUGUUCAUUUAUUUUAUAUGAUUCAUUCGUUAUGCGAAUUAACUAACAAAAUCUUUUUAGCAUUGAAUGUGUUUGUUUGUAUAUCACUUUUUUCGCCUUAAAAAAUAACAAAAUUAUGUAUAUUUCAAAGAUUAUAUUCAUCGUUAUUUGUUAGUAUAUUAUUUUUACAUUUUUGACCUCAUUUUGUUAUAUGUUCAUUUUUAUUCAUCGAUCUGUAUAUGUACCAUAGAUAGGUUUUUACUAUGGAAAUAUUUAUCGCAAUAUGUUUUAUUACGGUUGAUAUGUCAUAUAACAUAUUACUGUAAAAUAUUACACAUCUUUGUAAACGUAUAUCAUUACAUGAGAGUGAGCUAUGUUUCUUAUGUUUUAUUUUAUGUAUGGAAAUAAAAUCAUUCGACAUUCAAAAACAACAACUGCAAAUGCAUUUGUUCUGUUUUGGCAAGAUUCUUGUAAAGUAUGCCAUCGUCAAAGAGCAGCUUAUGAAAAAUCGUAUUUGUUAAUUUGUUGUAUUUUUAGCGGGAUCGUUUUUCUUUAUAUGAAUAAAUUGAGUACGAAAAAUAA